ACACGCGCGCCUACCUCCGGGGUCAAAGGACAAUAACUUCAGUUCGUUCUGGAAAGGUCUUCCCACAAGUUUUCCAGAGAAGAGACGCCAUGAGUAGACUAGACUACAGCAAGUGGAACAACAUCGAGGUGAGCGAUGAUGAGGACGACACUCACCCAAACAUCGACACGCCGUCCCUCUUUCGCUGGAGACACCAGGCCAGGGUGGAGAGGAUGGAGCAAGCCAAGAAAGAGAAGGAGUCGUUUGACGAAGAGGCAACGACGCACAAGAAAAGGGUGAAGGAAAUUCAAAAGAAGCUAAAGGAGGUGGAAUUGGCUGGAAAGACGGAUGAGGUUCGAAAGUUGAACAAAGACUUGGGGGAGUUAAAGAAACAAGAAGACCACUUCAAGAAGAAAGAAGAAGAACUGGCCAAGAAAGACAGGUUGACUCCGUGGAAUGUGGACACACUCUGCCAGCCAGGAUUUGAGAAAACUAUCAUAAACAAGGGGAAACCAAAUACUGACGAGUCGGAAGAUGAAAAAACCAAGAAAAUGAUGUCAUUCAUGGACAAACAUGAGAAGGAAAUAAAGAAGUUUGGGAUGAUAAAGGACUACAAUGCUAGUCGAGACUAUUUGCGAGACAAUCCUCAUCUUGUUCGCGAGGACACUGCCAGUUACCUCACUCUGUGGUGUGUCAAUCUGGAGAUGCAAGAAAAGCAAGCGCUUGUGGAGGUGGUGUCCCAUCAGACCAUAGUGAUGCAGUAUAUCCUAGAGCUGGGCAAACAGCUCAACAGAGAUCCCAGAUCCUGCAUACCAGGCUUCUUUGAAAGAAUAAAGACGGCAGAGAGGCAGUAUGUGGAGGCGUUUGAAGACGAGAUUCGGGCCUUCAAGAGCAGAGUGAAGGCAAGAGCCAAGGAGAAGGUGGAGGCAGCCAUCAAGGAGGCAGAUGAGGAGGAGAGAAAGAGCAGGUUGGGACCGGGAGGACUGGAUCCUGUGGAGAUCAUAGAGACACUCCCUGCUGCCCUAAAGGAGUGUUUUGAGACAAAGAACGUAGCCAGACUGCAGGGAGUCCUGGCAGCCAUGCCCAAGGAGGAUGCCAUCUACCACAUGCAGCGCUGCAUCGACGCAGGCCUCUGGGUCCCCGACGCUAAAGCUGCAGGUCUAACCCCAGCCAGUGAAGAGCUGAAGAAGAUGAACAUAGCAGUCGAAUCAGAUUCAGACUCGGAAUACGAGGCAGUAGAUGAGGAGGGGGAGCGAGAGGAGAGGGGGGAGGGAGACGUCACUGAGAUGCCCCUGGACUAAAACAUUUAACGUUUUACUGCUGUGCACGCACAUCCACGCUCUGUGUACAUCAGAAAAAGUCCCUUCAUUGCUGAGUGAUGCUUUAGUAAUGUAGCUACUACGCCCCGCCCCCAUUUUGUCAUGCUGUGAAAAGCUGCUGCCAUUUCAUUACAUUUUGCUGCUGUUUGUUUUGAAUGCAUUUUCACGGAUUGAGUUUUGACCUACUGUGUAGAUGAUCAAAAACAAUAAUAGUUUAAAAAAAGUUA
Molecule: messenger RNA, 1525 nt
Organism: Geodia barretti
Lineage: Eukaryota; Metazoa; Porifera; Demospongiae; Tetractinellida; Geodiidae
Source: the annotation of a GenBank genome assembly